AUGAAGAAAAAACUUAAGAUUGAGAAGGAAAGAGUCAUGAUUGAGAGGAAAAAUUUUGAGAUGCAAUAUAUGUUAGAGGAGGAGAGAAUCAUGAUGAAAGAUACAAGUGCCUUGACCGGAGCACAAAAGGCUUUUUAUGAACAACUCCAAGAGGAAAUCAUGGUUGCAUCCAUGAAUCACUCUUUGUUUUGCAAGUUGCUUCUUAAUGACUCAGAUGAGGAUGAGAUAAUCAAAGAACUUGUUAUGGAAACAUCACAACCUAAACGUCAUCGCUAUAUCCAACGUAAUCAUUUGGCAGGCCAUGAGAGGCUUUUUCUUGACUCUUUUGCUCCCACACCAAUAUAUCCACCCUCUUUAUUUCAUAGGAGAUUUCGGAUGAAGCGUUCUCUUUUUCUCCGUAUUCAAUCUAAGGUAGAAGCUCAUGAUUCUUACUUUGUCCAAAAAAGAAAUAAUGCCAACAAACUUGGUUUAUCUUCAUUACAAAAUAUUACUGCUGCAUUUAGAAUGCUUGUGUAUGGAGUAUUGGGUGAUUUGAUGGAUGAAUAUGUGCAGAUUAGAGAAACUACUACAUUAGAAAGUUUGAAAAAAUUUGUUACUGCGAUAAUUAAUGUUUUCUCUAAGGAAUACUUGAGAAAGCCAAACAAUGAAGACAUCGCUAGACUAUUAGCUCAUGGUGAACACCAAGGUUUUCUAGGUCGUGCUCCUGCAAUACAUUACUCAAUCAAUGGUCAUGACUACACAAUGGGAUAUUACCUUGCUAAUGGCAUAUAUCCAAAGUGGGCAACAUUUGUGAAAACAAUCCCAUCUCCACAAGGACAAAAGCAAAAAUUAUUUGCAGCAGCCCAAGAGGCGUAUAGGAAGGAUGUUGAGCAUGCAUUUGGAGUGCUUCAAGCACGUUUCACAAUUCGCAAUUAUGAGCGGGAUGAUGAUGAAGUGGUAGACUUGGAUUAUGAACAAAUUGAUGGAGUGGAUAAUCCUCCUAUGUAA
Quercus lobata is the source of this 987-nucleotide messenger RNA. RefSeq lists its product as uncharacterized. The transcript has 4 exons. Bases 1 to 987 code for a protein of 328 amino acids. NCBI's taxonomy places the organism in Eukaryota, Viridiplantae, Streptophyta, Magnoliopsida, Fagales, Fagaceae. The record is from RefSeq and is a predicted model, not a curated record.